This is a messenger RNA of Closterium sp. NIES-67, 4129 nucleotides long. Lineage: Eukaryota; Viridiplantae; Streptophyta; Zygnematophyceae; Desmidiales; Closteriaceae. The record is from the annotation of a GenBank genome assembly.
GCACCCGACUUUCUGGAACAAGCUCGACUAGUCUGAUGACUAGAAUAGUAGUAAUCGUCUGGUAAGCAAGUCGAGUUUUCGCAACUUGAAUUUAGAGCCUACGCGUCAUUGAGUCGGCGCACUUGCGAGCUGACUGAUCGACAUAGCGAGUUCGUGAAAAAACUCGAUCAAUACUACGAGCAGGCUCGCCUCACGUGGCGGGUUCGCUUCAAACGGCGGGUUCGCCUCCUCACAUGGCCAUUUCGUUACACAGGACCUCGUCGCGUCACAAUAGCAGGGUCCCUCAAUCAUCAAGCGCCAGCAAUCUCGUUGUCUCACGAUUGAUCCCUUCUAGAACGCGCUUCUCGCGCUCCUCACGCUUCUCACGCUUCCCUAUCGACAAUAUGGUGCCGAAGAAACUAUUUACCGGACCAGAAACCAUAGCCUCCCUAUUCUUCGCCUUAGCUGUGAUGACUUUGUUGGGUCCUGUAGCGACGCUCGCGAGUGGGCCUUCGGUCGGCGAACGGUUGCUGUUACCACAUGAUAAGUCGCGCGUGAUUUCGCAGGAAAUGCAGAUCCUCCUCGCGACCGGGACGAACCAAGGCUUCUUGCAGGCGGCGGAAACCAUCGGCGGAAAGAACCCGGGAAUGGGGGGAAAGCCAGGCAAGGGCAAGACGAAAGGGAACGGGUCAGGCAAAGGCAACACCAAGGGCGCAGGGAGCAAGGGCGUAGGGCGUGAGAGCGCUGGCGGCAAAGGCGGAAAAGGGAUGGCUGGCGGAGUGGAUACCUUGCGCGGCAUUCUCAAGGGUGGCGGAAAGGGGAAGGGCAAGGGCGGGGGGAACGGAGGGCGGAGCGGCAAGGGGAAGAAGGGCGCGUGGGGGACGGCGCUGCGCAGUCUGCCGAUUUGGAAUGCCGCCAAGUUCCAGCUCAAAGCACGCCGAGCGCUCGCGGGGCUGAAGAAAGCGAUGGCGCAGGCGGGAACGGCGCGCGGGCACGCGCUGGGUCUCGUGCGUAAGUGGAUGGCGGAAGACGCGCGCGCGGGCGCGCGAAAUGUGUGGACGCAAGCGGCUCGCGAUUGCGUGCAUCAGAUGUCGCUCUCGCAGCUCAGCAUGGAUCGCGCCUCGGAGAUUCUCCAGGCAGGCGACGCGGACGCGUCGGACGCGGUCUUUAAACUGUCGGGGGCAGCCACGCUGGCGGACAACUGCCAGGGCGCUUUCGACUUCCUCAGGAGGACGGAGGGCAGCAGCGGACGUUACGACAUGACGGCGCAAGUGCGGGAAACGGCAUCCAUUCUGCACGAUUCCGUUGUGGCUCUCCAGCAGCAGACCAUCGACAUGCAGCAAAUAGCCGCGGCUGCUGCUGCUACUGAUGUGUCUGCUGACGGUGGUGAUGCUGCUCUUUCUGACCCUGCUGCUGACGCUGCCGCCGCCGCUGCUGCUGCUGCUGCUGCUGCUUCUAGCCCUGCUGCUAGCCCUGCUGCUGACCCUGCUUCUUCUGACCCUGCUGCUGCUGACCAAGCUGCUGCUGGACCUGCUGCCGAACCUGCUGCCGAAACUGCUACUUCCGACCCUGCUGCUGCCGAACCUGCUGUUGCCGAACCUGCUGCUGCUGACCCUGCUGCAACAUCCAGCGGCCGAUCAUUGGCGGAUUUCUCCGUUAAGGGUAGGGAUGAGGCGGGCCUGAGGAGGGGAAGAAGAGUGCAGGAGGUUAGGGGAGGGGGGGAGGUAGGAGGAGACAGAGCAGGAGAGGGAGGGGGGGAGGUAGGAGAAGUGGUGGGAGAAGUAACUGGGGAGAAAGCGGGAGGGGGAGGUUCAACCGGAGAGAUAGCGCGAGGGGAAGAGGUUACGACUCUUGAAGACCCUUCUGUACCUAAUCCAGAAGUUGGCCCGGCUGAAGCUUCCGCUGACGUGUCAUCUGACGUGGACGACACCAGUGCUGACGUGGAUGGUCCCACCGCUGAUGUGAACGACCCCACUUCUGAGGUGGACAGCAACAGUGACACCAUAGAGCCAGCAGAUACCGAGGGGCAGAAACGCACCCCAUCUUCUCCCUCCUCUUCAUCACUCCUGCAAGCCAACGGCACUGCUGCUGACCCCCCAACUGCCUCCCCCUCCUCCCCCUCCUCCCCCUCUUCCCCCGCACCCCCCUCUUCUCCCCCGCCCCCCCCUUCCCCUCCCCCCAAGAAGCCCCCCACGCUUCCCUCCAAUUGCCCCAAGCCUAUUGUGCGCCCUCCCCCCCUCCUUGCGCCCUUCUCCAUCCCCCGGCUUAUGCCCAACCUGGUGGUGGCCCAGGAUGGAUCUGGGGACUUCACUAAUAUUCAGGACGCGGUGCUCGCGGCCCCCAAGAAGCCCAAGGGCCGAUUCGUGAUUCUCGUGAUGCCAGGUGUUUAUAACGAGCGGUUCGAAAUUGGAAAACCCAAUAUCACGCUCGUGGGGCUGUCACCUGCGCUCACUAUAAUCACGGGAAACGCGAGUGUCGGCACCAACUCCACUACAUUCAACAGCGCCACUGUUGCGAUUGAGGGUGAUUAUUUCGCAGCCGUCAAUAUUCGCUUUGAGAACACGGCAGGCAAGAUCAACAACCAGGCUGUGGCUCUGAGGGUGUCGGCUGACCAGUGCGCCUUCCACAACUGCGAGUUCACGGGAUUCCAGGAUACGCUCUACACCCACAGCGGCCGUCAAUACUACCGCAACUGCUUCAUAACCGGCAAUGUUGACUUUAUCUUCGGAAACGCAGCUGCUGUUUUCGACAACUGUACCAUUCAAAUCCGGCAGCACACCAGCGGCGCCCCCGUUUCGGCCUCCAGCCGACAAACCCCCAUCGACCCCACGGGUCUAGUCAUCCUGAAUUCCCGGGUAGUUGGCGAAACCACCCGCUGCGUUACAGGGUUUUUGGGCCGCCCUUGGAAGAGUUACGCCCGAUCAGCGGUGAUUAACUCAUAUCUUUCGCCGCAAGUCAGCUCGCUCGGAUGGAUGGAUUGGAACGGUCAAGUAAAUGACACUAUAAGUUUUAUCGAGUACAACAAUACAGGGCCAGGGGCGAACGGACCGCGCGUUUCAUGGUUACGGCCGGGGAUUAUAGCGAAUGUGACUGCAGCGAGUGACUUCUUCCCGGAGAAGUUCCUGUACCCAUUUGGAGUGAUCCGGGCGCUGCUUCCCUGGCUGUGAGCUGCUGGGAUCUGGACGGUGGGGAGUGAUUCAGUCGUUGCCACUGUAGUUGUGUGCAAUCAGGAGUGGCUGCAGUGAGCGGUUUUUUACCCGAGAAGUUCCUGUACCCGUUUUGGUGUGAUCCGGGCGCUGCUUCCCUGGCUGUGAGCUGCUGGGAUCUGGACGGUGGGGAGUGAUUCAGUCGUUGCCACUGUAGUUGUGUGCAAUCAGGAGUGGCUGCAGUGAGCGGUUUUUUACCCGACAAGUUCCUGUACCCGUUUUGGUGUGAUCCGGGCGCUGCUUCCCUGGCUGUGAGCUGCUGGGAUCUGGACGGUGGGGAGUGAUUCAGUCGUUGCCACUGUAGUUGUGUGCAAUCAGGAGUGGCUGCAGUGAGCGGUUUUUUACCCGACAAGUUCCUGUACCCGUUUUGGUGUGAUCCGGGCGCUGCUUCCCUGGCUGUGAGCUGCUGGGAUCUGGCUGCUGGGGAGUUGCUGAUGGGGUCUGGCUGCUGGGGAAUUGCUGGUGGGGAGUGGCUGCUGUGGUCGCUGCUGCGGGUCCCUGGUACUAGAGAGACGAUCGGUGGCGUGUGAUCGACGCUGCGGCUGCGUGCCAUUCGAGAGACGGCUGUCGAGCCACUGGUUGACUGAUCGUUGGUCGGUGGGUGUAUCUGGCCUCAAUAUGAGUGUGCAUCGGGGUAACGGUCUGGCGGGUCAGCUUAUGGGUAUGGCGGGUGAGGGCUGUGGGGGCGGGCUACUGUGGUGACAACGAUGGGUGUGGUUGGGAAAGCCACCAAUGAGCUCAUCAAGGCAGGAUAGCUGAUUCUGACGCAUGUGCUUAGCGCGAGCACAGGCAAGGAGCCGAUGAAGGUGGGUGGGUGUGCUGGAUGCUGCACGUCUUAGUGGUGUGUGCAUGGAUGUGCCAUCUCACUUCCACUGUGAUGCUCAUAGCACAUGAAACAUUCCACAAUGCAUUGCUGUAAGAGCUCAAAACUGGCUGUUCCAAGC